AUGGUUAAGGGAGCCCCAGUCCACCAACAUGGAUUGAAGAUGAUAAGACUCAUUGAGCAGCUGGAAAGUCUUAACAGUCCACUGGACCGUAACUUGGCCACCGACAUCUUCGUUGCAUCCUUUUCGGAUUCCUUCUCCCAGUUUGUUAUGAACUACAACAUGGGGAAGAUGGAGCACACACGCUUAGUGCUGCUGAACAUGUGUGUGACUACUGAAAAGACCUUUAAGAGAGGAGGGAAUGGGACCAUUGCUGUUUUUGAGAAGGGUUCAACUUCUUCUGCUAAGCCCGGUAAUAAGGGUAAAGGCAAAUUUAAUGCCAACAAGAAGAAGAAGGAAUGGAACCCUAAACUCAAACCCAAGGGAGGCGUCAAGAAGAAAUAG
Prunus avium (sweet cherry) is the source of this 381-nucleotide messenger RNA. The record is from RefSeq and is a predicted model, not a curated record. Lineage: Eukaryota; Viridiplantae; Streptophyta; Magnoliopsida; Rosales; Rosaceae.